Messenger RNA from Aptenodytes forsteri (emperor penguin), 1493 nucleotides. Its product is annotated as polymeric immunoglobulin receptor. The transcript has 8 exons. Gene Ontology annotation, cellular component: cell surface. The record is from RefSeq and is a predicted model, not a curated record. Lineage: Eukaryota; Metazoa; Chordata; Aves; Sphenisciformes; Spheniscidae. Gene Ontology annotation, molecular function: signaling receptor activity. The coding region runs from base 1 to 1482 and encodes 493 amino acids.
AUGGAGCUGAGAGUCCUCCUCCUGCUGCCACUCUGCUUCCCAGGUCUCCAAGCCAAAACACCUGCUGCCAAGGAGAGACGAUUGGAAGGAAGCACUCUGUAUAUCCAGUGUCCUUACACAGCACAGACUAACUCCCAGCAGCAGAAAGCCUGGUGCCACAUGAGAGAGAACAGAUGGAAGCCCUUAGUGGAGACGACCGAGCCAUCACAAUACCCAUACGGAACCAAUGCCACAAACGGGAAAGUUACAAUAGAGGACAACCCCACGCAUAGGACCGUGUCAAUCACCAUGACUAACCUCCAGGUAGAGGACUCAGGCACAUACUGCUGUGCUUCCCAUUCCUACGGUAACAGGUAUCUUCCACUAAAGACUAUCUCACUGAAUGUUUUCAAGGAGUUGCACAAGCUGGAGUUGGACAGUCUCUCUGUGCAGUGCCCGUACAGCACCCUGGGAUACAGCACGGGGACAAAAGCCUGGUGUCGAGAAGGUCAGACGGGGUAUAAACUCGUGGUGAGCACAGAUUACAGUUCAACAUGGCAUAACAGCAAAGCUAUGGCACACAGAACAUUGAUCCAGGAUGACACCCAGCAGAGGACUGUCACCAUCACCAUGCAGAAGCUGCAGGUUCAGGACACCGGCACGUACUUUUGUGUACUCUACAGAAGCUCUCGUCUCACCCCGAUAAUGGAAGUCAGGCUCUCUGUAUCCAAGAGGACCCAAGAACACACAGCCAAGGAGUCAGGCAAUGUCUCUGUCCGAUGUCCAUACAGUGCCCCAGACUAUGGGACUGUGAGCAAAGCCUGGUGCAAAGAGGGAGAUAGGAAAGCAUGUACCAUACUGGUCAACACAAAUUUGGAGCCCUCAGGGUACCUCAGGACACCCCAGCAAGGCAGAGUCACGAUCCAGGAUGACACCCAGCAGGGGAUUGUCACCAUCACCAUGGAGGAGCUGCAGGCACAGGACUCCGGCGUGUACUGGUGUGCACUUUAUGAACACGAUCAUCUUUUCCGAAUGGUGGAGGUUACGCUCAGUAUUUCUGAGGUAUUGGCUGGAACAACUUUGUCAGGUACUGCAGGCACAAAUCAAACAAUCCCUUCUGGCAACACCCCAGCACCGAGCUCAAAUGUAAACACCUUCAUCCUACUCGCUGGGAUCCUGAGCAUCCUGUUCAUCCUGGCACUUAUCAGCACGAUAACACUGUGUGUCAGGCGGUGCAAGCAGCUGAAGAAAAGAGGUACCAGACAAGCAGAGAACAUCUAUGACAAACCAGAGGACAUAGCACAGCUUGACAGCACUGAAAGAAUGGAAGGUCCCAAGGAUGACAGCAAAGACCUAAAAUAUGUUACCCUGAACUUUAAAUCCCGACUCAGCCCUGAGGAUCCUCUUUACUGCAAUGUUGAACCAAGUCAGACUCACAGGAAACCCAAAGAUGAAAAUGUGGAAUAUGCUAUCAUUGCACUCAAGCAGUUAACCGAUGAAUGACAAAGGAUGAA